Lathyrus oleraceus (garden pea) is the source of this 1091-nucleotide messenger RNA. Its product is annotated as methyl jasmonate esterase 1. Gene Ontology annotation, molecular function: methyl jasmonate esterase activity; methyl salicylate esterase activity; methyl indole-3-acetate esterase activity. The record is from RefSeq and is a predicted model, not a curated record. The transcript is spliced from 3 exons. Gene Ontology annotation, biological process: salicylic acid metabolic process; jasmonic acid metabolic process. NCBI's taxonomy places the organism in Eukaryota, Viridiplantae, Streptophyta, Magnoliopsida, Fabales, Fabaceae. Bases 137 to 985 code for a protein of 282 amino acids.
AAUGGAAAGUUUUUAUGAAGGUGGGUCUUCGUCUCUCACAGAUUUGACAAGUGGAAGGGUGACAAGAGAGCGUGAUCAAGAUAUCAUCUUUGUUUGAGUUUAAAGAAAAUAUGAGUUGCGGCCAAGAAGUAACAAGAUGAAGAAAAGGGAAAUGCACUCUAUUCAGAUUCUUUUCUUGUUAACUCUUUCGCCUUUAAUUUGUGUUAGUAGUAGUCAUCAUUUUGUGCUUGUUCAUGGAGCAUACCAUGGUGCAUGGUGUUGGUAUAAGGUUGCAACUAUGCUUCAAUCAGCUGGUCAUAAUGUUACAACCGUUGAAUUGGCUGCUUCUGGUAUCAAUCCAAUACAGGUUCAAGAUUUUCAUUCAAUUUCAACAUAUUAUGAACCUUUGAUCAUAUUUAUGGAAUCUCUUCCUCCAAAAGAGAAGGUGAUAAUCGUUGGUCAUAGUAUUGGAGGAGUGUCUGAAUCUGUUGCUAUGGAAAAAUUUCCACACAAAAUUUCAGUUGCAGUUUUUGUUACUGCUUAUGUGCUAAGUCAAAAUCUGACAUACCCUACUAUUAUUCAAGAGGAAGCUAGAAGGAUCACUAAUUUAAUGGACCUAAAGUUUUUCUUUUUUGAUGGACCUGACAAACCUGCAACUGCUAGAUUUGUUGGACCCAAAUUCCUUGCAACCAAGAUGUAUCAAUUAUCACCACCUGAGGAUUUGACCCUUGCAUUGUCCCUGGUGAGACCUGAUAGAAUUUAUAAUGAUGUUGAAUUAUUGAAGAAGGAAACAGCAGUUACCAAUCAUAGAAAUGGAAGAGUACCUAAGAUAUUUAUCAUCAGUAAAAGUGAUAAUUUAAUAAGAGAGGAUUUUCAAAAGUGGAUAAUUGAGAGAAGUGGUCCAUAUGCUGAGGUGAAAGUGAUUAAGGAUUCUGAUCACAUGGUCAUGUUCUCUAAACCAAAGGAGCUUAGUUCUAUCCUUCUAAAGAUUGCACAGAAAUACUAAUCUUUAAACAAUUAUGUGUAUGGUUUGGGAUUAUAUUUCUAUUAUGAAUUAUGAUUGUGAAUUCCAUUGAAUAAGAAAAAUUGGAGUGUCCUCCUCUUGUAUGCUA